CAAAGAAAUCCAAUUGGGUGGAAUAAAGAUCGGUCAUCUGAAGAUCUGAACACUUCUAGUUCGCAGUGGACAUAAGAAGCCCUCCACAGCACGCGAAUUUUCUCCCAGACGCUUGAUUUCACUUCACUGUGGGUUUCAGAGGAAGUCAAAAUGAGCGGUGUGAUUGUGCAGAAUAUGUCCUUCAAGGUGGGACAGACUUUGACUGUUAAUGGAGUCCCCAUGGCCGAUUCUACAAAUUUUGCCAUUAACAUUGGUCACAGCGCUGAGGACAUCGCUCUACACUUGAACCCUCGUUUUGACGCCCAUGGUGACCACCACACUAUAGUCUGCAAUUCAUUCCAUGGUGGCAGCUGGUGCGAGGAGCAGAGAGAGAGCAGCUUUCCAUUUAAUCAGACUGAGGAUUACCAGAUAAAAAUCACAUUCACCAAUGAGGAUUUCCUGGUGACUCUUCCUGAUGGUUCUCAAUUUCACUUCCCUAACCGUCAAGGUGCUGAGAAGUACAAGUAUAUGCACUUCGAUGGCGAGGCCAAGAUCUAUGGAAUUGAAAUCAAGUAAAAUUAAAAGAAGGCUCACUGUUGUAUUCUGAAUGCUGAAUGAUUCUUUGCCUUAUUUUGUCACUUAUCCAGCUCUGUUCUUCCACAGUUUUCACUUACUCAAUAUGGAGUAUCUCAAUCACAAUCUUAUCAUUUGUAUUCUAAAUCAGCAUUAUAAUUUUGCUGUGGCACUGCCUAUCUAAACCACUAGAGGGAGCGCAACUACAAAAAAUUGCCAUGAGCUUUAGCGGUAGGCCUAUCACAGGUAGUUGACAUUUUCCAACUAGAUUAUUUUUCCUACUACUUUUCUAUAAUACAGCAUCAUAUUCUUAAAUCUGGUUUAUAACUAAAGCAAAUUCACAAUCUAUAGCUGUUGGCAGAUAUAAAUGAAAAUAAAAUCCUGUUUUCACCAAUAAA
This is a messenger RNA of Ctenopharyngodon idella (grass carp), 950 nucleotides long. RefSeq names its product beta-galactoside-binding lectin-like. Gene Ontology annotation, molecular function: galactoside binding; carbohydrate binding; laminin binding. The record is from RefSeq and is a predicted model, not a curated record. Bases 151 to 555 code for a protein of 134 amino acids. The transcript has 4 exons. Lineage: Eukaryota; Metazoa; Chordata; Actinopteri; Cypriniformes; Xenocyprididae.